CUUGGAGAAGGAUUACUUGCACUUGGUCAGCUGACGAGUCGUCAGACAAUUGGGAAGCAUGAAGACGCUGCAGCACAAAGGAUCUCGUUCCAGGACUGAGAUCUCUGAAUAUACCGAGAAGGAGAAGGAGGCGAUGGCUGAGACUGAGCUGCGGAAGCUCCAGCAGCAGUUUCGGAUCAUGGUGGAAGGCAGGAAGUCUUUUGGGGUGAAGACUCAACAGCAGCUGUACCAUCAAGCAAAACAGAUCCACUCCCUCAAACAAGAAAACAAGGAGAUAAAUUUACUCCUGACUCUCUGCAAGUCGCCCCGGAACAUUUUCAUGGAUGAUCACAACUGCAUGGAGCUGAAGUUUCUUCUGCAGACGAAAGAUGAGUACGAUGCUCUCAUUAGAGCCACCAAAGCCUUGAUUGCCGAACUGGAUGACAAGAUAGCUGAGAUGGGGGAAAAGAUUCAGAAGCAGAAAGUGGUGGUCAUCAAGCUGAGGCAACAGUUUGACGGCCGGUGGCUCCAGAGACAGAUCAACUUGCUGGAGAACCGUCUCUAUCACCCAGUGCUAGACUUAGAGGGGCCAGUGCAGAGAUCUCCAACCUGCUGGGCAAAGCAAAAAAAACUGUUUUCGGCGGUUUCUCCAUAUCUCCCUGCCCACAAGAAACUGGAGCAGCAGAAGAAGACAAUGGAUGUGUCUAUUGAGCAGUCCACCGCUGCCUAUGAGCAGAGGGUAGAAGCCCUUGCGAGGAUUUCCGCCAUGAAGGAAAGGCGUUGCAAAGACAUUGCACAGUUCAACAUAGAGUACCGGGAGCUGGAGCGGAUCUACAACCAUGAGACUAAACUGAAGGCAUUUAUGUUAAUCAAAUUAGUGGAUCGCUCAGAAUUUGAAGAGCAGGCCAAGAAGGAAGAAGCCAUCAAGGCCAAGAAGCGGGCCAAGUCCAAAGGCGAGAGCUUCGAGAGCUACGAGGUGGCCUACAUGCGCUUGCUGAAGCUGACGGAGAAUGGCGACAUUGACCGGCUGGUGGAGGAAUUCAUUGAGAAGGAGGAGAAGAAUUUUGCCUACUUCAGCUACGUCACGGAGCUGAACAACGAUAUGGAGAGACUGCAGAAGCGGAUCGAGGACAUCGAGAAUGAAAUCUCUCAGCUGAAAUCCCAACAAAAGAAGGAGGAUGACGUCCUUCAUGACUCCAUGAAGGAGGUGGAGGACAAGUUGCAGAAAACCGUGGAAGAUGCCAACGUGUACGAAUACAAGUUGAAGGAGACCAGCAAGAUCCUUGACCAUCUGAAAUCGGCCGUGGGCUUCCUGUUUAGGCAAACGGGCUGCGACGCAACCAAGAUCAAGGAGCACCUCGGCGAGACCGGGGAGAUCACGGACCAGAACCUGAUGCAGUAUUUCAGUGAGUUGCCCAGCAAGCUCGGGCAGGGCCGGUGUCGGCAUUCCCUGAAGUGCGGCAGGUGUCCGGGGCCCACUGCCACUGGGCUCUUGCUCAUGCGCCUGCCCUGCCACAUGCCAGUCUGCCUCCCAUCUGCUUGGGACUCCGCCACUCAUGCACAGCCCAGCAUCAGUGGCGAUGCAGGCGCUGAUCCAGAAGAGACUAUUCUGAACGCAUUCAAAGUUUUCGACCCGGAGAGCAAAGGCUUGAAGGCAAACUACCCCUUCAAAGUGAGCAUAUUUACCACGACAGAAGCUUCUCUGGGCAAGAACCGAAGUCAUCGUUCACAGGGGGUCAAAGACACAGAAGCAUUGGCUGCAAUUAAUCUUGCAGACUCCCUUUUGGUGGUUGCUGAGACCGACUCUCCCUCUGGAAUCUGCUCCCCCUUCCCAGAGCAUGAUAGCAGCACAACCAUCUCAGAGGCACAGGAGAACAAGCACGUCCUCAGCCCCACCAAUUAA
Sphaerodactylus townsendi is the source of this 1882-nucleotide messenger RNA. RefSeq names its product coiled-coil domain containing 63 (gene CCDC63). The transcript has 12 exons. Gene Ontology annotation, biological process: outer dynein arm assembly; cilium movement. Bases 59 to 1882 code for a protein of 607 amino acids. The record is from RefSeq and is a predicted model, not a curated record. Gene Ontology annotation, cellular component: axoneme. Lineage: Eukaryota; Metazoa; Chordata; Lepidosauria; Squamata; Sphaerodactylidae.